Molecule: messenger RNA, 1375 nt
Organism: Amaranthus tricolor (Joseph's coat)
Lineage: Eukaryota; Viridiplantae; Streptophyta; Magnoliopsida; Caryophyllales; Amaranthaceae
Product: protein trichome birefringence-like 40
Exons: 4
Coding region: 101-1360 (419 amino acids)
Cellular component (GO): Golgi apparatus
Molecular function (GO): O-acetyltransferase activity
Source: RefSeq, a predicted model, not a curated record
GAGUGACAUAAAGUUAGACAUAUAUAUUUGAAACCACCACUAUAUUCCAUAUAUACAUGAAACUUAGCCCUACAUUAAAUAUACAUAUAAAAUUAGCUCUAUGGAGCUAAAAUCAUCCGUGAAUGAGACAUGGAAACUCUUCGCCUUAGGAACUUUAAUCGGUUGGCUUUUUGUGCUUCACUUUUUAGGAAACACUAACCACAAUGUAAGUCUUUUUACUGCUACUAAAUCUUUUUUUGCAGUUAUGGAUCCUUCUAAUUUUAGUUUUAGUGAUGGAAAUAAAUACCCAAACAAAAACAAAAAUAAAAAAUGUAAUAUGUUUGAUGGAAAAUGGGUUUAUAAACCUGAACAAUUUCCGAGUUAUGAUCCACUCAAAUGUCCUUUUUUGGAAGAGAAAAUGAGUUGCCAAAAAAAUGGAAGGCCGAAUCUUGCUUAUGAAAGAUGGUUUUGGGAGGCUACAGAUUGUGAGAUACCGUUGCUAAAUGGAACAGAUAUGAUAGAAAGACUGAGAAAUAAGAGGGUGAUCUUAGUAGGAGAUUCAUUAAACAGAAAUAUGUGGGAAUCUCUUGCUUGCAUUCUAUACACUUCCAUUCCUGCAUCUGGUGCUGUUGUUCGUGACAAUAGUUCAGUCCCUGUCAUCACCUUUACAGCUAAGGACUAUAACAUGACUGUUGAAUUUUAUUGGAGUCCAUUUCUAACUGAAUUCGAUCUAAACUACAAGGAGAGUGGUAAAAAGGUUCUUGUGCUGGAUCGACUUUCACCUAAUUCAGUGCUAUGGUCAGACGCUGAUAUCAUGGUAUUCAACUCCGGCCAUUGGUGGGCUCAAACUGGAAAAUAUAAAAGAUGGGAUUACCUUGAAUAUGAAGGGAAGUUAAUAGAUGACAUGGCAUUAGAGAAAGCAUAUGAACUUGGCAUGAGAACAUGGCAGACAUGGAUUGAGCAAAAUGUGGAUCCAAUUAAAACAACUGUAUUUUUCAGGAGCAUUUCUAUGGAACACAAAACUCAUUUACAUGAUCAAUGGUGCUACAACAAAACACAGCCUAUUAUGGACGAAUCCUAUAAGUCUUCCUAUCCUAAGCCAUUGGUUAAUGUUAUAGAAAAUAUCAUUAAAGGGAUCAGAAAACCCAAAGUUAAAUACUUGAACAUCACAAAAUUGUCACAAUAUAGAAUAGAUGCACAUCCAUCAAUUUACAGAUUUAAGGAUUGGAGGAAUCUUACAAGGGUUUAUCAAGAUACUUUGUCUACUCGUGCUGAUUGUAGUCAUUGGUGUCUUCCUGGUGUUCCUGAUACUUGGAAUAGAUUAUUAUAUAUUUCUCUCUUUUUCAAUAGUAGUGUCGUUGGUGAUUUAACAAUUCUAUAAUUUUGUCUCUAUUUU